This is a messenger RNA of Brienomyrus brachyistius, 5411 nucleotides long. It is a transcript of the gene lmbr1, whose product is annotated as limb development membrane protein 1. The transcript is spliced from 17 exons. Gene Ontology annotation, biological process: signal transduction. Gene Ontology annotation, molecular function: transmembrane signaling receptor activity. The record is from RefSeq and is a predicted model, not a curated record. The coding region runs from base 147 to 1610 and encodes 487 amino acids. Lineage: Eukaryota; Metazoa; Chordata; Actinopteri; Osteoglossiformes; Mormyridae.
CUUCGAGUCUCCGAUAGGAGAAGAUAGGAAACGGGCGUAACUGCUGCGGAGACCGUUUUUCGGAUGCGACUAGAGAGCGUUUUCAUUUCCCGACACUCGCUGUGCGUCGUGUACAAGUGGUUAUAUGUGCCCGUGCAAUAUGAAGAAUGGAAGCAGACGAUGUGACUAUCAGAGAGCAGAAUUUCCACAGCCAAGUCCGAGAGUAUAUCAUAUGUUUCCUGCUUUUUGCCGUCCUGUACAUUGUGUCCUACUGCAUCAUAACGAGAUACAAGAGGAAAGCUGAUGACCAUGAGGACGAAGAUGCCAUAGUCAACAGAAUAUCGCUGUAUCUGUGCACCUUCACGCUGGCUGUCUCUGCGGGGGCCGUGCUGUUGCUGCCUUUCUCCAUAGUCGCUAAUGAGAUCCUGCUCUCCUUCCCCAAGAAUUACUACAUCCAGUGGCUCAACGGCUCACUCAUCCAUGGCCUGUGGAACCUGGUGUCUCUCUUCUCCAAUCUCUGCCUCUUCGUGCUCAUGCCCUUCGCUUACUUCUUCCUGGAGUCAGAGGGAUUCGCCGGAUCGAAGAAGGGCAUAAAGGCUCGCAUCCUGGAGACGUUUGUCAUGCUCUUCCUGCUCGGCCUGCUCAUCCUGGGCAUCGUAUGGGUGGCGUCUGCGCUCAUCGACAACGACGCCACCAGCAUGGAGUCGCUGUACGAUCUCUGGGAGUUCUACCUGCCGUACCUGUACUCCUGCAUAUCCCUCAUGGGAGGCCUGCUGCUCCUCAUGUGUACGCCUGUUGGACUCUCCCGCAUGUUCACCGUCAUGGGCCAGUUACUGGUGAAGCCGACUAUUCUCGAAGACCUGGACGAGCAGAUCUACUGCAUCCAUCUGCAGGAAGAGGCCCUCCAGAGGAGACUGAAUGGGACGGACUCCCACUCCCAGGAAAGCCCCCAGCAUCUGCACCGAGAGCUGGACGGCAUCCGGAGCCAAAAGAACAAGCUGGAGAGGAGGAAGAAAGCGUCAGCGUGGGAGAGGAAUCUGCUCUACCCCUUUGUCAUGCUAAUACUCCUGACUGGAACUGCCAUCUCCGUGCUCCUGGUCGCCCUCAACAUCCUGUACCUGCUGGUGGACGAGACGGCCAUGCCGAAGGGAUCCAAGGAGAGAGGAAUAGGUAAUGUGUCGACAUUCGGCGUGGUGCAAGCAGCGGUUGAAAUCAUUCUUAUGUUUUAUCUGCUGGUGUCUUCUGUCGUCGGUUUCUACAGCCUGCGUGUGUUCGAAGGUCUGACUCCCAGGAAGGAUGACACCACCAUGACCACGAUCAUCGGAUGCUGUGUGUCGAUCCUCGUGCUGAGCUCGGCGCUGCCGGUGAUGUCGCGGACGCUGGGAAUCACGAGAUUUGACCUCCUUGGGGAUUUCGGGAGAUUUAAUUGGCUGGGAAACUUCUACAUCGUCCUGUCAUACAAUCUGCUUUUCGCCGUGGUGACGACCCUCUGCCUCGUACGGAAGUUCACCUCAGCUGUGCGAGAAGCUCUCCUUAAGGCCUUGGGUCUGGAUAAACUGCACCUCUCAAACAGCCCUUCAGACCCAGAACCCCCCAAGCACUCUGCGAACGGCCAUCAGAAGUCUCUGUGAAGGAGACCCGGGGCUUGCCGUGGUGGUGGUCGUCGGGAGGAGCGCUCAGCUGCGCCACAUUCCAUUGCCCUCCAGGUCCUUCUCUUGGGCAUACACCCACUGAGAGAAGGGGUCCCGAAUCGGCCUGUCCCUCCCCCUGCAUCAGCAGAGCCAGUUUGUAAACAAUCCCAUGGGGUUCUCUGACUGACGGGAAAAUGGGGAGGAAAUGCAAGUCGCGUCGCUACGUUUAGCCCGAGUCAUGAAUUUGGCAUUCAUCAGUCGUCGGGGGCGACGUCUCUCCCAUUUAUGAUGUCACACUCUGUUGCUGUUGUCAGGCUCUCUGUUCCUCCAGCUGUCUUCCACAUGUCACAUCACGUUACUGAGCUAUCGGUCCUGUUCUCUGGUCCUUUUUUGUGCCCUUCAUGUUGUUAGAAAGACAUCGUCAAGAUAUUGAUAAUACUGAUCUGAAAAAAAGUCAUGAUGUAGUUAUGAAUGAAUCUGCAGUUUUCUUCUGCUGUGCUGCUCUGUGAUGAUUCCUCUCGUAAGAUCUCUGGUAGUUGUACUUUUAGGGGGCAGCCUGCGGAUUGCAUCUGGAUUAUUAUGGCUAGUUCAGCUGGGGAAUAUUUUUAUGAGCGUACUUUAACCAUUCAUACCAUGUCUUAAGAUCUUCCUGGGAUUAAAGCUAAACACAGGUAACAGAUAUUCGAAUAUGAAUGUACUGUAGCGGCAGGGCAUUCAGCAAGCAGCCAGUGUGCGGAACUUGGCAUUUCUCUAAAUCAGCUCCCCAAUUUCAGUAAAAUUCUGGUUGAGUAACUUUCUCAGGGCAUUUACAGUACCCCCCCCCCCCCCCUGAAAUGCAGUACAGAACCCACUGGGCCAAGUCAAGUCCCUGGCCUUAAUUACUAGACUAGCUGCUGCUCCUACACAUGGUAAGUGAGACUUCAACUUCAUCUCCAUGAUGAGGCUACAGACAUGGUGCUGGGUCCAGUCCCCAAUCCCCACAUGGUUGUCUGUUUUGGGCUUCCUCACCCCUGAGGACAGCAGUUAAACUUCUGGGUGAGGAUUUGGUGUAAAUUUGUGGUGAGCGUUACCGUCCGUCAUCUCUGACCGACUGCGGAGCUGAAGUGAGGCAACUUUGGGUUUCUGUUCAGCUGAUUGGCCCUUCAGAGGUGACCACAGAGAGCUAGCAGUGAGGGGGGUGCGGGUCCCCCAUCCACAUCAAGGUGGGAUUUUGAAGAGGCAACUGCAGUUUUGUUUACUUCCUUGAAUGCUAAAAAUGAGUGUACCUUUAAUUUCAAAAAUAUCUUGAUGUUAUAGAUGGUGAACACCUGCUAGACCAUAACCCAUGAGCAAUAUUAAGCGAGGAACUUCCUGUCGCUGGUUAAUUUUAUUCUUUUAAGCUUUUAAGGCCAGAGAACAGCUUCUUAGUCCGCACCAGGCUGCCUCCUGCAGGUAAAAGCCUUGGUCGCCUUUGUUGACCCAUCGACUUGCCGCCUUCCUGGACAAGCGCUGCAUGCGUCUCUGGGUUCCUGAUGUCCAAUCAGAAGUCACCUUUUGUCCGUUCGUGUAUAGCGUGUUCAUAAGACUUUAUACUAAUGCUGGAUAUCACUAUGGUAGAUAUAUGCAUUCCAUAGAUGCCACAGGGACAAUUUCAGAUUUUCAUUUUUAUAUGUUUCAUCGUUUUUCUUUUCCUGCUUAUAUAUGACAAUGAAACCACUGAGAGGAUAUGAACAGCUAGACCUGUAGAUUAGUUUGGGACAGAGGUAUCAUUUACCAAAGUGGGUGUAGGACUGUUUGUACGUUGGUAGUACGGUGUGAUACAAACUCCUGUUUAGAAAACGCCCCAGUGUAGCUGUCUGGCAUCUUUUAGAUCUAGUGGCUGUUAUGACCCUCUCCUUGUCCCUGGGUGUUUCUAAGCCUUAUUGUUCCGAUUUGCUUAAGUCUGUCGAAGGCCAGAGCACCAAUGUCAUUGAGCUGGUCACAGUUCAGUUAUUGCCAGUUCUGACUAAUGUCAUUGUCAUGAAGUUGCAUGUACAUAAAUAUUUCAUACCUUUUAUACAGCGAGUAUAGCGAUGACUGUACACAUUGUAAAUAAUACGAAACCUCUCAUACUGCAGUUCUUUGAUUUCACAUUUCACCUAUGUAUGCCUUAUAAGGAGAUUUUCAAAGACGUUCUUCAGAAGAUUUCUGAUAUCCUGCUUUAAAGUGAGCUUGAGUUUGUUUUUUUCCCCCCUCUUUGUUAAUGUGCGUGCACUUGUGUCUGUGUAGUUUUUUAAAAUGACAAAUUCACUGUGAACCCAUCAGCAGUAACAUCUUUAUGAGGAUCUCUUUGGUCUCUCAUAGCUGUACGGCUUUGAGGAAGUUGCUGGGUGAGGCUCUCUGCUCCAUAAAUAGUUAAGAUUUAAACAUCUGCAAAAUGGAAAAUUAGGUUAAAGAUUUGGCAUGGUGGGUUGCAGCGUCUCGGAUCGUAAGGGGCUGUGGCAGAUGUAAUUAGAGCCUACAUUAGAGCCUUUUUAUGAACAGUUGACAUGCAUAUUUCAUUUAUGUCACGCAGAUGCUGUUUAGUCUAGUAUAGUGCCCCCAUUGGUAAUACGUUGUAACAGCAUUAAUUUCAACUAGAGUACUACAAAGAUGAUUGAAGAUGUUCUGUAGAUCAAAUACAAAUUUUUACCUGCCAAAAUUUUACCCCGCCUGUAUUUCAAUAUAAAGGUAGUAGUGCUAAACUUUGCUAAACAUUUUCUUUGGCUGUGUAGAUAUUUCCUCCUUAAAGAAAGCUACUGUGAACAAGUUGUGUGUGUGUGUGAUGUUUGCUGGUAUAUGUAAAGACCUAAUUCGAUAAUUGCCCAUAUUUUCAUGUUCCUCGAACAUCUGUCAGCUUUCUUUUCCCUUUUGCUUCAAACAAACCUUCUAAAUGUGAAAACCCUGAGUAGUUGUUGAGGUAUCAAUAUAUCCACUUGUCAUGUUGGUGUGUCAGAAGUUGGCCAUAUCUUAGACAUGUAAUUUACAUUUAUUUGUAAAUUUUGCAGAAGCAGCCUAAUGCAUCUGUGAGGAAAGUGUAGAAACAUUUAAGCAUUUGUCUUGUGGAUGGUUCUGGAGAAUAGCGGGAGUGGGAGAUUUAAAAAAAAAAAAAAAAAUUUCAUAAAAAUUCAUAGUCGAUUUGUUGCAUGUAGAGUUACAACCUUCCAUUAUGUGUCGCCUCUGUUUGCAGUUGAUGUUCUAGAGUGUUUCCAUCACGUUUUUAUUUUGUUAAUGUGUUGUAGGUACAGUGCUUCAGUGCCAUGCCCAGUGCUGUGUCCUGUGAGUUUUUUAUACCACAGUUCUGUGGGUGUUUUUGUCUGAGUCUAAUGCAAGUGCAUUAGCUUGCUCGUUGGGUUGUCCAUUUAUACCGUCCAUUCCAUGGCUCACACAGCACACCGUUUACGUCCAUGCCGAAUCCGGACUCUUCUUUGCAACCCGCCCACGUCGACCACGUGUGCUAAUAGGGGGUUCAUUCUAGUAUGAGUGCAGUGGGCAUCCAUCUCGCAUUGUUUUAGCUGUAAAUCCCAACCUCUUCAUUGGACAAUCUCUAGCCCUGGGUGCCUCUACUGGUUCAGGGGCUCCAGGUGGACCGAAUGAACAUUUUUGGUUGCCUUAUCGUGUCUGUCAUUUAUUGUCGCUUUAAGUUGAGGAAAAAUGACAAGUGUCCGUGUCUGCAUGUCAUUCCUGAAAACGAUGUGAAUGUAUUUUGGAUGAUCAAUGUUUUCAUUUGCGAAACAUUCUCGAUACUUGUAUUGGUUUACAUUGUGUAAUUUUUUUAGUUUACAAUAAAGUUUGUGACUUGUG